AUGCAAGGAUAUAGAACGUACAACAUCGAUGCGCAUCAUGCGUCACAUCACCACGACAGCACCAGCGCAGAACAAAAGCCGUUAGUUGUGGAUUUAAUGGCCACACAAUACGCGAAAUCACAAACACCGCCGCCAUCACCAAACGAAUGCCACUCCAGCCCAGACACAUCGCUGAACAGCAGUCGCACGAGCGGCGGCGAAAUCCCCUCAGAUCCAUCAGUCCGCCGUUAUCGCACUGCCUUCACACGCGAUCAACUAUCACGCCUGGAAAAGGAAUUCUUCAAAGAGAACUAUGUCUCGCGUCCACGCCGUUGCGAGCUGGCCGCACAACUUAACCUGCCCGAGUCUACAAUCAAGGUGUGGUUCCAAAAUCGCCGCAUGAAGGACAAGCGUCAACGCAUUGCCGUCGCAUGGCCCUACGCCGCCGUCUACUCAGAUCCCGCAUUCGCCGCCUCGCUACUACAAGCAGCCGCCAACAGCGUGGGCAUGCCUUAUCCGCCCUAUGCAGGACCCGGCGCGAAUCACAUGCUAGCCGCUUCCGCCAUGCCAAUGUCCAGCCACUAUGCGCCCUACCGCUACAGCCCCUACCAGCUGCCAACAGCGCGUCCAGUGCCACCGCCAGCAAUUCAACCACAUCUCCACGGCAUGCCAGCACAUACAGCCGCCGCAGCAGCUGCGGCUGCCGCUAUGCACAAUGCUCCACUGGCCGCCGCUGCAGCCGCCGGCUAUCCGAGCAUGUUGAGCGCCGCCAUGGCACCACACCAGGGCUAUGCCGCCAUGGCCGCUAUGCCAUCAAAGCAACACACACCGCCACUUGAUCUACAAUCGUCCGCAUCGCCAAAUUCCUCAACGCUCUCGCUGAGCCCCGCCGGUUCGGAUCACACCAAAGUAUUUGAUCGCACACCAGCCGGAGGUGCCACCAUUGCAUCACUGCCCGCCACCAUCAACGAAAUUAAUCAUCACCUGACCGCCACACAGUCGGUUGGACUUUUGAUGACCAGCAACAGCAGCAACAAUAACAACAACAACGUGAGCCUCAGCAACAGUAAUAAGCGUCCCGCAGCCUCAUUCUCGCCCACACAAACCGUUAUUGCCGAACCGAAACCGAAGCUCUUCAAGCCCUACAAAACAGAGGCUUAAGCGUGCUUAAGCUUCAAGGUUGGUGGGCGACGGAGACGAAUGCUGUUAAAAGUUGGUUGGAUGACGGGCCAGCCAGCCGUUGGGGCUUAAAACCAAGCCUGUGGAAUUUCGAAAACCAAAGUGCUGUGAUAAAAUUGGAUAUAGUGUGUGUGUGGGUGCAUAGUUCCGACAUUAAGUGUUAUUAGUUUUUUCUAAU
This is a messenger RNA of Rhagoletis pomonella (apple maggot), 1336 nucleotides long. RefSeq names its product segmentation protein even-skipped-like. Gene Ontology annotation, biological process: regulation of transcription by RNA polymerase II. The transcript has 3 exons. Lineage: Eukaryota; Metazoa; Arthropoda; Insecta; Diptera; Tephritidae. Gene Ontology annotation, cellular component: nucleus. Gene Ontology annotation, molecular function: RNA polymerase II cis-regulatory region sequence-specific DNA binding; DNA-binding transcription factor activity, RNA polymerase II-specific. The coding region runs from base 1 to 1140 and encodes 379 amino acids. The record is from RefSeq and is a predicted model, not a curated record.